AUGGUUGAAAUGCAAAACAAUUCUAUAGUUGAACUGCUCUACAAAGCACUUUUGGGUCAAGGAACAAUGGAAAUGGUUUCCAAAUUACUAGCAAGUGAUCUUGAGUAUUGGUUUCAUGGUCCACCACAAUGUCAACAUAUGAUGAAGGUGCUAACAGGGGAAACAGAUCACAAAAAAGGGUUUAAAUUUGAGCCAAGAAGUGUCACUUCAAUUCAUGAUUGUGUGAUAACUGAAGGGUGGGAAGGACAAGAUUAUUGGGUUCAUGUUUGGACAUUGAAAAAUGGAUUAAUCACACAAUUUAGAGAGUAUUUCAAUACAUGCCUUGUGGUGAGAGAUUUGAGGCCAUCGAGGUGGAAAGAUCAUAAGCAAGAUAGUAUGAUAUUGUGGAAGAGUCAACCUCGUGAUCUACAAUCAUUUCCUGGACUUGUGUUGGCUAUUUAG
This is a messenger RNA of Trifolium pratense (red clover), 441 nucleotides long. Its product is annotated as senescence associated gene 20-like. The record is from RefSeq and is a predicted model, not a curated record. The transcript has a single exon. The coding region runs from base 1 to 441 and encodes 146 amino acids. Lineage: Eukaryota; Viridiplantae; Streptophyta; Magnoliopsida; Fabales; Fabaceae.